UAUCUUCGAUUUUGUUAGAUCAUUACUGAUUUUGAAUCAAGAAGUUAAGAGAAACACAAAUCCAUCAAAUGGAAGAAGACAAAACCGCCACCGCCAUGAAAAGGGUCUAUCUGAUAAUCAACUGCAUCAUCCUCUCCGUCGGCAGCUGCGGCGGCCCUCUCCUAAUGCGCCUCUACUUCCUCCGCGGCGGCAAGCGCAUCUGGUUCUCCAGCUGGCUCCAGACCGGCGGCUGGCCCGUCACCCUCAUCCCCCUCCUCGCGUCCUACACGCGCCGCCGCAGAGCCGGCGAUCGCGCCCUCGUCGUCAUGCGGCCGCGCGUGUUCCUCGCGGCGGCGGCGCUCGGGGCGACGACGGGGCUGGACGACUACAUGUACGCGCACGGCGUGGCGAGGCUGCCCGUGUCGACGUCGUCGCUGAUCCUCGCCACGCAGCUGGCGUUCACGGCGGCGUUCGCGUUCGUGCUGGUGAGGCAGCGCUUCACGGCCUUCUCGGUGAACGCGGUGGUGCUGCUGACGCUGGGGGCGGUGGUGCUCGGGCUCCACACGGACGGGGACCGGCCGGAGGGGGAGUCGAAGAGGGAGUAUCUGAUUGGGUUUUUUCUGACGCUGAUUGCGGCGGCGCUGUUCGGACUGAUUCUGCCGGCGAUUGAGCUGAUUUACAAGCGGGCGAUGCAGCCGCUGACGUUCACCCUCGCGUUGGAGAUUCAGUUGGUUUUGUGUUUCUUUGCCACUGCGUUUUGUACCAUCGGAAUGAUCGUCAACAACGAUUUCCAGGCAAUCCCAAGAGAAGCGAAAGAAUACGAACUAGGGGAGACAAGAUACUACGUUGUUGUGUUAUGCAGCGCAAUAGUUUUGCAAUGUGCUUUCUUGGGUGCAAUAGGAGUCAUCUAUUACUCAUCCUCACUUUUAUCAGGCAUCGUCAUCUCAAUUAUGCUUCCCGUUACUGAAUUAUUGGCUGUCAUUUUCUUUCACGAGAGAUUCCAAGCUGAAAAGGGUAUCUCUCUCUUUCUCUCGAUUUGGGGCUUUAUCUCCUAUUUCUAUGGUGAUUUCAAACACAAUAAAGACACGAACACAAACAAAGAUGAUGUCGACACCGUUAAUCAAAAUGGGCUGAUUGCAGAAACAGAAAUGGCGGAUCAAACUUCUAUACCUUGAUCAAUGUUUUUCUUGAUCAUUAUACAAUAGUAUUAUGUAUGUAUAUGGUUUUGCCUCCCCUUUUUUUGUUACAAUUAUUUUUCUCUUUUCUUGUACAUGCUAUAGUACGGCUAUAUAUCAAUGGAAUGAAGGUCUCAUAUUUAUAUA
Messenger RNA from Salvia hispanica, 1301 nucleotides. The record is from RefSeq and is a predicted model, not a curated record. Lineage: Eukaryota; Viridiplantae; Streptophyta; Magnoliopsida; Lamiales; Lamiaceae.